AGUAAAAUGGCCAGUGUUAAUUAUUUGGUGUUACAAUUUUCAGAGUUGAUUAGUGUUGAUUAGUGUACAGUUUAGAGUUGUUUGACCAAAAACAUUCACCCAUAGUGUAAUUUAAACGUUCAGCCUAGCGUUCUAUGUGGGUGUAAAUAUUAAAACGCUUGGGCGGAGUAAUCACCUCAUCCGGUUUCUGCAUGCGUGGUGAAGAAGAGGACCGUUGACGCCGAGAGACGGACGCCAUUGUUGAAGGCUGGCAGCGCAAGUUUGAAGGUUAUGCAUAAUGCUCCUCAAAGUGGAAUACCAUGGACUUAGAAAGUACCUAAAACUACAGCCUGGAUUUUCAUAUGGAAGUUUCAUUGAAGAAGUCAAGAACAAAUUUGGGAUCCCUCUAUCAAUUGAGUUGCUGUUCCUUGAUGACUCCGAUACUGUGGUGGAUGAAGAAGUAAUCCAUGACAUCCUUGAAGCCAACCCAAACAUAUGUCUGUUGGCCAAAGAUUUUGAAGAAUUUACACCAACAGGUUCUUCUACACCAAACUCUUCAAGAGAUGCUCAGUCGCUUGAUGUAGAAAUGUCAUCUUUGAGCCAGGCACAUCAGUCCAGUGUUGCAGAGGGCGCCCACACUUUUGCCGCAGAUGAUGCUGCAGAAAUGGCCAAAAAGAUAGUCCAGGAGGCUCUGGAGAAGAAUGCUGGCGGAGAAGAUGUAAUAGAGGAGUAUAGAAGAUCCAAGACCUUGACACACAACACAAGAAGACAUCUUGUGAAUAUCCUUGUCAGCCACAUGGUUGAAAAACAUGGCAGAAUCCCAGUUCGAAUGCAAAGAGAAAAAUACGGACUUGGCAUUGUGACCCUGUUUCCAAAUCUCAGGGAUCCUUUCUCCACCAAAGGCUAUGAACACUUCUAUGAUGGUGCAAGUGGAACUGGCUACCUGGCCUGGCGCCUAAAAACUGUGCAGAGAAAAGUUACAAAAAGGUCGGAGAACAGCCCUCAAGGAGCCUUGCAGGGAGGACCCAGCCUGAAGAGGAGUUUCACAGCAGAGCAACAGGCAGAUGGUGAUGCAGUCAGAGAAGCCAUAUCGUUACUUCUACAUUCCAGUGAUGAUUCAGUGAUCCGCAGCAAGAUGAGGGAGACGUUUCAGCAUCGUCAUCAGCUUGUCCAUAAUCCAGAGAUGACCACUGAAGUCCUAAAAAUGUAUCCAAGAUUUUUGGAUGUGAAGGGAUUGGUACGUGUAUCUGCUAAUAUGUGCACAUAAUAUGUUUUUCUUUUGCUUUUGGAUAUACUAGUGGUUGCCCGUAGCGUAUGCUUGCCUGUAGCGUGUGCUUGCUGUAGCGUGAAAAUGCAGCGAAAAGUAAAAUUACCAUUACCAUCCAAAAAACUUCAAAAUCAGGGAUGCACACCAUUGUGCCAUACUCAACCCAUAUCCAAAAUUGUAGGUCGAUCUGACAAACAGUCAGCGCGAUAUGCGAGCCACAGACACAGGUGACAGACGGACACACAGACGCUAAUUACCUCAUGACUGAAAUUAUUCGUUCGAUUCCCCUCA
Molecule: messenger RNA, 1537 nt
Organism: Gadus macrocephalus (Pacific cod)
Lineage: Eukaryota; Metazoa; Chordata; Actinopteri; Gadiformes; Gadidae
Exons: 7
Coding region: 278-1246 (322 amino acids)
Source: RefSeq, a predicted model, not a curated record